GCGCUCCAUCUAACUAUCUAGGCACAAAGUUAAACUUGUAGGCAGUUCCUUAUUACCGUAUACUUUAGAUUUGAUACUUGUGUAAAGUCAACGAGUGAUUCUAUUUUUAUAUUAUACUCAAUUUUUCAAACAUAUUUCUCAACGUAUUAUAAUCUUACGUUUUGUUAUAAAAACUCUUCUUUUCAGUGCGAUUUCUACAUAAAUAUCAUAUUCUGAUAAUGACUUCACCGUGGAGAAAAAUUCAAUCUGUCGAAGGACCUCUCAGUUUAUCGGAAAUAACUUCUGAUCAACUUGCAGAAAGCUUACAAAAAAGAGAGUUUGAAAAAUGCAAAGACUCUUUAAAAAAAGAACAAAUUACAAAAAUAUAUGAUACAUAUGAACCAAGUGAUACUGAUAAUGAUGCAGUAAUUGCACAGCUAUUACAAGCUCAAUAUAAUCAAGAAUAUGAUACUAUGUUAAAGCGUACUGAAACGAAGGUUAACCGUGAUUCCAAAGUAAAUAUUUCGUAUUCUAACUAUCGAAUGUCUUCAUUUGAGGAACCUGAUGAAAGAAAAACAGAUACUGAUAAUACAAAUGAAGAUUUUGAUCGUUUUGUAAGCAUAGAGAAGGAGUAUGCUUCGAUACCCCGUUGUGGCUACAAAAAAGUAGGUGAAGGAUCACAGAUUGUAACAAAGCAUGAUAUGUUAAUGUCUUCGAGAAUAAAUGCAUGCAGGGUUUUUAAAUUUCCACCUGGUAUUGAGACAGGAGACACAGCUGGAUUUGAUGUAAAGUUAAAUAAUAAGGUAUUUAAUAGUUUGCGUGCUCACAGUCAUGCACAAUGGUCAAAAGAAAAAGCAAAGACAAGACCUCAUACUAAAUAAGAUAUCAAAAAGUACAUACUCCAUUAUUAUUAAUAUUAUUGGUUUCUUUUUUUUUUAAAUAGUUUUAUGCGAUAAAAAUGCAAUAUUGCUUUUUUAUUAUAUUCUUUAUCAAAUUUAUAAUUUUUAUUGCAAUACAUUGUAAAAUCCAGAAAAAAAUGCCUGAUAUUAUAUAUGUAUAGAAGUAUUUGAUAUGACAAAGUUUAUAACUAUUAAAAUUUUAUUAUUUAUAUCUUCCAUAAUUUUUCGCGAAAUGAAAUUAAUCGUUAAAGUAUCAAAUUGUGGUGUUUUCCAGAUAUUUAACCAUGUAUUUUGUUCAGCAUACAUAUUUUUUUUCUUUUUUUUUACUUAAUUAUUUAUUUAUUUAUUUAUACUGUAAUUCGUAAAAGAAACUGUUUUCUUACCUUUUUGAUAUAAAAUUAUAAUAAAUACAUGGGAAAUACUAUAAAUAUCGGGAAAUUACAUGAUUUAGAUAGAUGAGUGUGUUUAUUAACAUUUGAUAUUUUGAUAUAUAAAUAGUUUUUUAAAUCAUAAAGUAUUAAUCGCAAAGCACGUUCCAGUGCGAUGAGACUAGAAAUUUGAGGAAUGGUAUAUUGAUUUAAUUGCAUCAAAUAAAAUGUAAAAAAUAUAAUCUUAAAAUUACUAUAUGAGUUAUGCACAAAUUUAUAUAACGUGAAGCAAUCCUAACAAUUCAACAUAAUUUCAUAUAUUAAUUAGUAAUAUUAUCAUUAAACAUUGAAUAACGAAAAGAUACCCAAAUUUUUUUUAUAAUAUCCUUAUGCGCAUUAUCUUACUAAAAAAAA
Polistes canadensis is the source of this 1660-nucleotide messenger RNA. Its product is annotated as serine/threonine-protein kinase RIO3-like. Bases 219 to 860 code for a protein of 213 amino acids. NCBI's taxonomy places the organism in Eukaryota, Metazoa, Arthropoda, Insecta, Hymenoptera, Vespidae. The record is from RefSeq and is a predicted model, not a curated record. The transcript is spliced from 5 exons.